Messenger RNA from Postia placenta MAD-698-R-SB12, 906 nucleotides. RefSeq lists its product as hypothetical. NCBI's taxonomy places the organism in Eukaryota, Fungi, Basidiomycota, Agaricomycetes, Polyporales, Adustoporiaceae. The transcript is spliced from 8 exons. The record is from RefSeq and is a predicted model, not a curated record. The coding region runs from base 1 to 906 and encodes 301 amino acids.
AUGUCAUCUUCGAUCAUCACGGGGCCACUUGAUGCCAGCAUGCCAAUAUUCACUGAGAUGCAUAGAUUCAAGCAUUCCAUAUCUAGCAUUGAGUGCUACCUUUUUGCGCUCAUAGACUGCUGCGCUCCAUACCACACGAUGCCUCAGUCGUCUAUCAUCAGUGUCAACCUUGCAACCAUUGCUAUAGAGAGCAUGCUCUAUGGCAUCUUUCUUGUCCUCGCCGUCAGCGCUCUCUAUCUGCACUUGAGCCGUGCAAGAUCGCACCAGUCCUCAUUUUAUUGGGUCCAUUGGAUCUUGACGGUCACACGUCUGUUUGCUGCGUUUGUUCACAUCCACAAGGAGAGAGAUUCGGUCGACUACUUGACCAAUCUCUCGUCUGCAACUGAGAUAGUCAAAACUGCGUUCUUCUUCGUAACAUUAAUGAUCUCAGAUGUGCUGUUUAUCUAUCGACUGUGGAUCGUGUGGAGUUGCAAUAAAUAUAUCAUCAUUCUCCCUGUCUGUACAUUCCUCGGUCUAUGUGCUCAGAGAACUGUGGUCACCGUUGUCGAAAGCGCCGCACUUUACUCGUACAGUAUUUUUGAUCAACGUCUUGAUUGCAGGGCAUAUACUAUCUUCUAUUUCCUCUCCUACCAAUUGCGGAGCAAUAUACAAUAUACGGCCAUCGACACGCUUUGCACUGUAUGCGGCAUCACCUUCAUGUUGGUCAACGUCCGCGUGGGUUUGGGCUGGGCGCAGCGCGCGCAAUCCCCGACCAGCCCAUCAACUCGCCAUUCAAGCUCAGGGUCAAACAUGACUUCGUUCCGGAUGCGGCCUGUUGCUGUCAACAUCACCAAGGUGGUCGACGAGACGUACGACACGCAGUCAGCCCAGAAGAUUACUGUGGGCGAAUCGAUAUUGCCGGUCUGA